Messenger RNA from Xenopus tropicalis (tropical clawed frog), 5468 nucleotides. RefSeq names its product multimerin 1 (gene mmrn1). Gene Ontology annotation, biological process: signal transduction. Lineage: Eukaryota; Metazoa; Chordata; Amphibia; Anura; Pipidae. Gene Ontology annotation, cellular component: extracellular region. Bases 208 to 3744 code for a protein of 1178 amino acids. Gene Ontology annotation, molecular function: calcium ion binding. The transcript has 8 exons. The record is from RefSeq and is a predicted model, not a curated record.
CUUUAAAGGUCCGUGGGAUGAGGUGGAUUCCACAGUAACAGGAAACUAAGUUUCCUCAGCUAAAUAUGUUCAGGCUACAACCUGUUUCCUUUUUUACUGAAUGAUCAUUGGCAUCAAGACCUAGUACAGGUUAACAGCAAAAAGCAAAAUACUCCUAAGUUUCAGAACAGAAGAGAUAUUUGGAGGAAAGGAGACAGCUGCUGAAAAAUGGUCUCCAUUUUAGCAAUGAGCUUCACUUUAACAGCGAUUCUUCUUAAUAUUGGUGGUGGCAACACUAGAGGAGAUUCAGUGGAUGUUACUGAUAGACCAUGGAAAACAAGUGAUUCUGAUUCUGAGGGAUUUGUAGUUAAACAACUUACAGACAUAAGCCACACAAGCAGCCUUACACCAGCUGCACCAAAUGAAGACAAAUUCACAACUCUGAAGGAUAUGAGUAUUCAUUUUAAUGCUCCAGCAACAGCAGAAACAGAAAAGCUGAUAAACCUUGAAGCCAUUGUUAGUUCAUCAUCUGAAACUCCCUCAGUCACAGUGGCUGCAAGCAAAGAAAACAGCAGAUCAGUUACAGAACAAAUGAAAGCUACAACCAGCACAAUUAUCAGACAAACCAGCAUCCCUAAAAAGAUGGAUACAGUUCAACAAGGAGCAGCAGUAAAUCGUUUGCCCAGGCAGGGCAUUUACUAUAAAGGAAGCAACGCACCCAAUCAAAAACCUGGUUUUCAAACCGCUCGGGGAAAAAAUUGGUGCGCAUAUGUCCAUACAAGGCUCCUGCCAACUGCAGUAAUAGAUACCAUGGAAACGUACGUGGCUUCUGAUACAGGACCAUGCUCAUGGAACACUGGAUCUUGCUCAGGAAGGAAUCGUUUAAUCUCACAGCCAAUCUACAGAAUGAGUCACAAAAUAGUUACAUCUUUGGAGUGGAAAUGCUGCCCUGGCUACAGAGGGGAACAGUGUCAGCUCACAGCCCAACAGGUCCGAACGCAAAUACAUCGCAGCCAAGCAGAAAGUAGUCUUGCAGGAAACUCAAUAGAUAUUCAAGACAAAGGAUUACCAACUGAUGACAUAGCUGUGCACCAAAAGCUGAGUGAUCAGAUCUACAGCCAAGAAAAGAAGCUGAAUGUACUGAAGAUACAAGUAGAGAACAUAUCCACAAACAUGAGUAAUGUGCACAGUGCUCUGUACUCUCUAGAGGAAAAAAUCAAUGAAGAUUAUAAAGGAAAAGGCAUCCAGUCAUUCCUCAAAGAAUUGAAUUCAAAAACUAUAACAGAAUUAAUUACGGAGAUUGUUAAAGAUCAGCUUGCUGAAUUUCAGAGGGAUACGCAAGAAAGUAUAGCCCAACUCUAUAAAAGCAUGUCUGGGAUAUCUAUUGAACUUGAAAAAACCAAAGAGACAGUAAAAGUUCUGAACAGCACAGUAAUCGCCUCCAGCCAUAAUUGUACUCUUGAGCAGGAAAAUAAGGCAACAAUGGAUGAUAUAUUAGAGCUCAAAAACCACAUGGAACACUUGAAAAAUAUUGCUGCUGCUUGUAACACAUCUUUCAAGGAUAUGGAAGAAAGGUAUAAUGCUUUAGAAACAGAACUAGAACAUGAGAGAUCAAGAAGCAGUAUCUACUUUGAAUCUCUCAAUAGCACUCUGUCCAAAAUGAAGGAAAUCCAUGGACAAUUACUGUCCGAUAACUACCCAGGUGAACAAUUGGAUUCUGCCGUAAAUGCUUCUGUAGAUAAUAAUAUUACUGAGUACCUGCUUUCUGUGCAAGGUAGGGUGAAGAUGCAGAAUAUAAUGAUGCUGCAAAUGUACAAUGAUAUUAAUGCCCAGGACAGCAAAAUCAAUAACCUUUCCAUUACUGUGGAGCUUCAUAGGCUUUCAAUUGAAAGAGCUUGCACAGACAGAUUUAAAUCAUGUAAAGAAGAUUUUCAGAAACAAAUGAAAGAUACAGAAAAUAAUGUGCUUGUUUUAAACAAAACAGUAUCUGAUGUUGUCCUUCUAUUGGAUGACAAGAUAGACAAUAUGAAGGAGCAAAUAAGCGAUUUAUGUUAUGAUAUGGAAAUACUCCAGCCACUCAUUGAAAAGGGGGUUCCGUUCCUCACACCUAUUGAAAGGGAACGACAAAGUGAUGUGGAAAAUAUUAAAAGGGAAUUUGAGGACCUCACCACAGAUCUGGAGAAUAUGAGUAUUAAAGUUGAGGAACUAAUUAAAGGUCAAGAGAAACUUGAAGCUGAUGCUAAAAGUCGUGAGCAUAGUUUUGAUAAAAGGAUUAAUGAAUGUCUUCUGGAAGCUGAAGAUGGCUUUAAUAAAACCAUGGAUAUCAUAAACAAUGCCAUUGAUUCUAUUCAAGAUAACUACAUGCUGAAGUCUGAAAGGCUUUGCGAAGAAAAUGAAUCCCAACUCAACAAUGAUACCAAUGAAAAACUGGAGAAACUUUUUGUUGUUAUCCCAAUGGUCAUGCAGAUAAAUGAAACCCUAAAGAGUUUAAUUAACAGAAAGAGCAAUAAACCUGGGUUUGAAUUGGAUGAAAAUCCAACUAAUGAUCUUGACAAUGGUUUAUCAUCUUCUUUCUUCAAUCUUUCUCAAAAGGUUAAUCAGAUUAUGUCCACAUUAGACUCAAAUCAGCUGACUCUCACUAAAGUUGAAGAAGAGUUACAACGUUCAGAUUCAGAUUUUAAAACCUGUCAAUCACGACUAAUGAGUGUAGAAUCCCAAGUACUUUUAAUCUUAGCUAAUCCAACCACUAAACCAAAGUCAAGAAAGGAAGAUAUUCCUGUUAAAGACAAGGGACAGCAAGAACUUUCUUCUAGAAUUAAAGCUCUGGAGUUUAAAACAAUAAGACUAUCAGCAAGCUUCCCUCCGCUGAACAAAACAGUGUAUGAAGCACAAAACUUGUGCCAGAUCGCAUUUAUAAAUAUUAAAAAGGUAAAUGAAAGCAUUCUUCAGCUAAUUAAAACAGCUCAACCCAACAUUACAAACCUUCAGAGGGGCUUUGAAGAAUUAAUAAAGUCUUUAAUUGAUGUGAGAGCUGAAAAUAUUUUCACAAAUGUAACCUCAUAUGUAGAUAAGACCCUGAAGCAGAUGAAAGUAGUACCUGGAAAAAAGACAGUGCCACCAAAAAAACCAACUGCUAAUUCCACUUCUUCCACUAUGGGUCGCAGCCAAAGAAACUCUGACAUUAACGAUAAAGCAGAUGAAUAUUCCAGUUGCAGUAGUUCUCCAUGCUACAAUGGUGGUACAUGUAUAAAUGACAGAAAAACAUAUGUGUGUGCUUGUCGUCAUCCAUUUGGGGGUUUCAACUGCAGCCUCAAAAUGUCGGAUGAAAAUGCUAACUCUCCUGAUUUUUCUAAGGGAUCUUACCGGUUUGCACCAAUAGUGGCUUUCUUUGUAGCUCACACUUACGGCAUGACUACUCCUGGGCCAAUCCGAUUUAACAACUUGCUUGUAAAUUAUGGGUCUUCAUAUGCACCUUCAACUGGAAAGUUUCAUGUUCCAUAUCUUGGUGUCUAUAUUUUUAAGUACACUGUUGAAUCUUUUAGCCCUCGGGUUUCUGGGUAUUUAGUUGUUGAUGGUAUUGACAAAAUUGCAUUUCAGUCUGAAAAUAUAAACAACAGCAUGUACAGUGAUAGGAUGAUUACUGGAGAUGCUUUGCUGGAGUUAAACUAUGGUCAAGAAGUGUGGCUGCGUUUGACAACAGGAUCCAUUCCGGCACAAUAUCCUCCUGUAACAACAUUUAGUGGUUACUUAUUGUACCGUACUUAAAAAUAUAUUUUAAUUAAUUAUAUAGCUUAAUUCAAGUAAUUUAUAAAGCCAACUUACAGCUAAGAAACUAUGCAAAACUAUCAACAGGGUGAUAUUAAUUAAUCUGUGUAUCCCUUUUGGCAUUUGGUAAGUAAUGUACUAAGGAGGCUGAUUUAUUAAGGCUGGGUAAAUUUGUCCCAGUACAGUAACACAUAGCAUCUGUAGUUAGCUUUAAUCAGUAUGCAAAUCUCUGAUUGGUUAUUGUUGCACUAUGGUAAAUUUGCCCAGCCUUAGCAAAUGAGCCAAUUCUCUCUUCAUUUCGGGUACCAAAGUUGUAAAUUGUACAAGUCACAUACUUAUACCUGAAAACCUGUUUGUGUAGCACUAUGUAUGUUCAGCAAGGUUACAUAAGAAUAAAUAUUAUUAUAAUUGUUACUGUAUACACACAUUACUAUAUUAUAGUGAACAAUUAAUCAGUGCAUAAAACACAUUGAAUAUUUUGAGUACAGUUAUUACAUUUCAAGGUAUUCAUGUCUCUUAUGUUGAAAACAGAAAAAAAAACAUGCAACAGUGAUUUUUUUGGGGGGUGGGACUAAAGGCUGACUGAAAGAGGCCUUAUUUGCUAAAUUCUCUGACACCCCCCCCCCCCCCCCCCAGUUGAUUUGAUUUUGAAGAUCCAAGGUAUAAGGUAGGCAUAUUUCAUAGAGACUGAUCACUGUGCUAUUUAAAAACCAGACAGAAUCAGUCAUUUCUGUUAACUAACCCCCAAAUGCACCCAUCUGUGCUCAUCUAAAACCCAGCUUUAUAAGACCUUAAACCUACCCACAUUCACUUAACAAAUAUUUGCUGGUCUGAAAAUGUCACUUUGUUAGGUAUCAUUAGCAAUUGUUUAUACACUUCAACCUAUACUGCACUGAGCAUAAGAGCAUAUUCAAAGGAAUGUUAUUUGAUACACACGAGUGAAUGUACUACAUUACUGCCCAUCAUGGCUUAUAAUAGGACACCUGUUUUUAUCUUUGUGUCAUUUGGCUUUAUAUAAAAACACCACAGAUCAUGCUUUUUCCCUUCUAUAUCUAUGGCAUUUUGGAAAAUAUACUUAUAUUUAUAAACAGAAAAAAUAUUUCCAUGAAUAAAAGGAAAUAGAAAUAAUGAAAUUAUUACAUUUGGCAAUGUCAACUGUCAUUAGACAGUUAUUACACUGUGGAUUUUAAUUGUGCUUCUAGGUUGCAAAAUAUUUUUUUUAAAAAACUUUUUUAUUUGAUCAAUUGUUGUACAAUGUAUACAUAACUUCAUGUAGGCCAUUCAGUGCAGAUUCCAAUACCAUUUACUUAAUAGUAUUGUGCUUUAAUCCAGAUGCUCAAGCUUGUGGUAACUACAUAUUUACCACAAGGCCCACUUUUGUCAAGAGAACAGCCAUUUCAGUGGUAUGGUUUUUGGGUGGUUAUAUUCACUGCCAGGAUAUGGUUGUGUAAUGUAGGAAUAAACAAGAAUUUUUGUAUAUUAACUUAUUAAGAAUCAAACAAACUGGUAACAAAAAGAAAGAAUAACAAGAAAUGUUAACAUCAUAGAUAUCACAUUUUGUACACUAGGUUAUCUAGGAUUAACCUCUCUUUCUAUUUUCAGUUGUAUGGGCGUAUCUCCUCAUAAGGUCUUUGUUAUGUACCAAAUACUAGUUAAAAAAUUAUGUAUUUUGAUUUUCAUUGCCUGUGGAAUUAUACUAAUAAAUGACUCCAAUGUUUCCAAGA